AUGUCGCAAAGACCCAACCAUCUCCCAGUUCCCAAUCCCACGCCAUCAUACUGGCGCAGCCAGCCGGACGAACUCGACAACCAUCAAACUGUCCCGGAGCUCCCUUCCCAGUGCGACAUCCUAAUCGUCGGAGGCGGGUACGUGGGUGUCUCAACCGCAUACCAUUUGCUCAAAGCCAUUUCCUCCUCUUCCUCCUCUCCCAAACCCCGCGUCGUCCUCCUCGAAGCGCGAAACACAUCCUCCGGCGCCACAGGCCGCAACGGAGGCCAUCUCCGGCCCGACCUCACCAGCGCCCCCGCCCAGCUCCUCGAGCGGUACGGUCCCGAAGCCGCAAGCGCCGUGGCGCAGUUCGAAGUGGACCACAUGGACGCCAUCGCCCAGCUCGUCCGCGAGGAGCAGAUCGACUGCGAUUUCACCAUCGAGCCGGCAGGGUUGGAAGUGUUCACCACGAAGGAGCAGCUGGCCGCGGGUAAGAAGCGUUUUGCACAACUCCGAGCGCAUCCUGCGUCGUUUGGGACUCUGUUGGACGGUGUCCGAUUCUACGAGGGGGACGACGCGCCCGCGCACACCGGCGUGAGGGACGCUAAGGGCUAUUUCGUCUCACGGGUCGCUCACCUGUCGCCGUAUAAGUUCACCCUGGCACUGUUAUCCCGGGCACUGGAACUUGGUCUCGUCCUCAAAACACACACCCCAGUACUCUCCAUCGCCAAGCAAGCAACCAAUCCACCUUCUCAACACCAAUACCUCAUCACAACCCCCCACGGCACUCUCACAACCACCCAACUCAUCCUCGCAACCAACGCCUACACCUCCGCCCUCCUCCCCGAAUACUCCGCCGCCAUCAUCCCCUGCCGCGGCCUAGCCUGCCACAUAUCUCCAGCCCCACCAGCUCCAGCCGCAACUCCAAGCUCAGGUCCACCCCAACUCCCCCAGCUCCGCAGCACAAGCCUCUGCCUCCGCGUCGCCACCCCCUCCGGCAUACCGGGGUAUCACUACCUGAUCCAGCGGCCGGACGCGGAACGAUCUAUUGUUGUUGGUGGGGCACAUCACACUUACAAGUUUGCUACGACAAACACAAAUCCCGAAGGGGGGGAUCAGCGUGGGGUGUGGUACAACACAGUCGACGACGCUAGCUUCAUCGAACGUGCUAGGGCGUUUUAUUGUAAUGAGAGCGAGGAUGGGGGGUUUAUGGCGCGAACCUUUGGGCCUUCAUCCUCGUCCGUUUCGACGGAGAAAGGUAUUGUGACAGACUGGGCGACUGUCCAGACACAGGUGGACCACGUCUGGACAGGCAUCAUGGGGUACAGCGCCGACUCACUGCCUCAUAUCGGGGAGGUGCCCGGGCGAGAGGGGGUUUUUGUGUUGGCUGGGUUUCAUGGACAUGGAAUGCCGGUUGGGUAUUUGGCUGCGAAGGGGGUGGUGGAGAUGGUGGUGGGGGGUAAGGUGUAUGAGGAGACGGGGUUGCCGGGCGUAUAUAAGACGACGGGGGAAAGGCUGAAGCCGGUGUGGGAUGAUAUUUUGGGGGAUGGGAAGUAG
This is a messenger RNA of Dichotomopilus funicola, 1536 nucleotides long. RefSeq names its product FAD dependent oxidoreductase. Bases 1 to 1536 code for a protein of 511 amino acids. The transcript has a single exon. Gene Ontology annotation, molecular function: oxidoreductase activity. Gene Ontology annotation, cellular component: cytoplasm. The record is from RefSeq and is a predicted model, not a curated record. Lineage: Eukaryota; Fungi; Ascomycota; Sordariomycetes; Sordariales; Chaetomiaceae.